AUGUCAGUGCAUCAGUUUAACGACCAAUCAAUCGACAGGCUUAUCCCAGAAAUAUUUGAUCAGAUGAAAUCCAAUCUAGACGCCGUUAAGACUAGCACAAGACCAUUUGUUUCGGCUGGCACCCGUUCUACUUUAACCACGCAGUCGCUUCUUGAAGAAAGCAGAAUGUUGGAUAAAAUAAUCCCGGUGGUCGAGAAACUCGAAACAACACUCAGCGUGGCUGGUCCACAGCAUCUUAAAAGAAUAAAGGAAACAUGCGAGUCCACGAACAAGAUUCUGGACGCAUGGAUUAACAUACAAUCUCAAGGAGGUUAUGCUUACGAUCUUAUGAACAACGAGCAGUACAUGAACUACUUUAAUGCUCUUCAAAAUGACGAAACCAUGACUGCUGAAGGUUACAUGAAUGAAAAACGUCAAGAAGUCGCAACGCUGCGCGACCAACUAGAAAGCAAGAAAAAAAUGAGCGAAAACACUCUUGGUAAACCCGCUAACAUAAAUCAACGCCCUCUAAGCUCUGAGUCUACGACGGCAACUGCUAAAUCUCGAACAGGAAACAAAGCACGACAAACGGGGAUGCCCAAGCCCAGUAACAUACCGCGAAGCAAGACACGAGCGACCAAACCGAGGGUUACGACUCGAAAAACCCAACCGCGGAGAGUAGGGUGA
This is a messenger RNA of Lachancea mirantina, 666 nucleotides long. NCBI's taxonomy places the organism in Eukaryota, Fungi, Ascomycota, Saccharomycetes, Saccharomycetales, Saccharomycetaceae. The record is from the annotation of a GenBank genome assembly.